AUGACAAGUUCUGAUAGUAGUGUAAAUACUACAUCGAGUAGUUUCGGAAAUAUUUCAAUAUCAUCACCAAAUCAUAGUAGUUCAACACCACCUUUAAAUAAUGGAAAUGGUAAUAAUGUUAGUGCAUCAGAAACUGAAUUAAAGAAACAUGUUUUAUACUCUUUACAAUGUUUAGAUGAAAAAACUUUAACUUUAAAAGUGAAAUUGGAUCAUUUAAAUAAACUAGUAGAAUUAAAGAAAUCAAUACCAGAUUUAAAUAAAUUAGGAAUAUCACCAACACAAUUAUAUAAAAGUGUAAGACCAUUUAUAGCAUUACCACCAAAAACAAUUAGAACAGCAGGAUUAAGAGUAAUGAGAUAUUAUUUAAGUAAUUCAAAUAAUGUUAAAGAAUUAUUAGAUUUAAAAGUACAAUAUUUUAUAACACGUUCAUUGGAACGUGAUAAACAUUCAGAACCUGAAAGAAUUCAAGCAUUAAAAAUCAUACGUACAAUUAUGGAAAUUGAUUGUUCAUUAAUGCCACAUUGCUUUGUGAAAGGUUUAGUAUCAAUUGCAGAGAAUCAAGAGGAUAAUUUCUGUAGAGUUUGUCUUGAAUGUCUAACAGAGAUCUCAAUUCGUAAUCCACAAAUUUCAUCACAUUGUGGUGGUAUUCGUACUGUUUUCGAUGCGGUUUUGGAUCCAUUCUAUCAAGGUAUUCAAGAAUCCCUUUUAAUUUGUAUAUUAUAUUUAUUAAGUGAUAAAGAUACUAGAAUUUAUAUUAGACCAAAAUCUGAUUUAGAAAUUAUAUUAGCACCAUUAACAAAUUCAUUUAAUAUUGGUGUUAAAUUAAAAGGUGCAAGUAAAGAAAAAGAAAAAGAAAAAGAAAAAGAAGAUGAAGUUGCAAUGAAAAAAUGGACAGCAAGUUCAAAAGCUGUUUUAACAUUAAUUAAAAGUUGGAUUGGUAUUAUAUCUUUAAAUUCUGAUGAUCAAGGUUUAAAAUCUGUAGUUGAUACAUUAAGAAUGCCACAAAUUGAAUUACAAGAAAAAGCUUUAGAUUCAAUUUUUGAAAUUUUUAGAGUACAAUUACCAAAAAGUAUUCAAGAAACAUUUGGACCACAAAAAGCAACACAAACAUUUAAUUUUGGAUCAGAGACAUUACAAGAUUUACCAAGUAGAACUAGAUCAUUAAGACAUAAUCUAUUGAAUAAUUAUUUAUCGGUAUUGUUGAUAGCAUUUAUUGAUAAUGGACUAAUUGAGGGAUUGGUUUAUUUGGGUAAUUAUGUUGCCAAUAGGGAUGGUAUGAGUGAGCAAGAGAAAGAAUGUUCAAAGAAUAUCUCAUUAAAGAGUACAGUAUUAUUGGCGGAACUAUUACAUAUGUCAAAUGCAUUAUUACCACCAUCACAAUGUGCAAAAUUACAAACACUACCAUCAUUGGUGAAUUCUGCAAUUUCGUUUAGAUUAGACCCAAGAUUAAGAUCAUCUUCAAAUACCAUGGUAACCAAUUUACAUAGUUAUUCACAUAACAAAUCAAGUACAACCCUAAUGGAUAGCACAUUGGCAAUUGGAUUAACUGGUGCCAAUAAAUGGCGUCGUAUUAAAGGUCAAGAUCGUAGAUUGGAUAAGGUUGAUGAUGUGAAAAUGAAGAUGGAGUGGCAUAUGGACGAUAACCAAUUUCAACAGAAAAUCAAGGACACUCAAGUACUCGUCACUAAAGAUUACCAAAAAUGGUCAUGGGAAUUAAUGUUUGAAUUGUUGGAAGGACCUUUGAACAAUCCUCAACAUUUAUCAAAUACAUUGAAAACCAAAUUCAUUAAAAGAAUCUUAUCAUUUCUACGUCCAAAUAAGAAACUAUUCUCAACAAUGGCUUGGACAACUGAAAAUUUAAAAUAUGUUCGUACUGCUUGUGUAGCAUUGGAAGUUUUAAUCUCUCAUGAAAUUGGUUUCGAUUUUCUUAAAGAUAAUAAAACUAUAAUUCAAAUCGCCGAUAUGUUAAAAGUGGAAUUAGAUUAUAAUAUUAAACCACCACCAUCAUCAUCCUCAUCAUCAGAAAAUAAAAAAGAUAAUGUACGUUUAUUGAAUCCAGAAAAAGUUUUAAAAACAAUGUCUCGUGAAUACUUUACAAUGUUGGGUACAUUGAGUAGUAAUUUAUUAGGUUUGGAAAUAUUAGCACGUAAUAACAUUUUCGAUUAUAUUAAACCAUUGGCUGAAUUGCCUGGUAGGGAUGAUCUUUCUCAUUUAAUUAUGACAAGCUUGGAUUACAAUGUUAAUGGUGCCUCCAGAACGAUUCUUCAAAAGAUUUUAACUUCAAGUUCAAGAGUAGUACGUUAUUUGGCAACCAAGUAUUUAAGAUUCCUUUUAAGAUCUGGUGUACAAGAUUUCUCAAAUUGGGGUGUAGAGUUAUUAGUUCAACAAUUGAAUGAUGUGGAUGCAAAAGUUAGUGCACUAUCAUUGAAUGUAUUGGAUGAGGCAUGUGAUGAUCCAUCAUGUUUGGAAGUUUUAAUAGAUUUGAAACCAAAUCUAUUGAAAUUGGGUAAACCUGGUAAAUCAUUGUUAUUACGUUUCUUAUCCUCUCCAAAAGGUUUAGAGAAUCUAUUACAAAAUAAUGGUUUCGUUGAACAAGAAGAACAACUAUGGAUUACAAGUGAAAAUGCAACCUAUGUAAAUGCAAUAGAAUCGGCAGUCUCUGAAUCAUUAUCACCAAGUGUUUGGAGAUUUAAAGAAGCACCUGAUGGUAGUAGUACUAGUGGUGUCUAUUUACCACCACAUUUCUUUGGUGAAUUAGCAAAAACUGAAAAAGGUUGUCAAUUAAUUAGAAAAUCAAAUAACUAUCAAAGAUUUUUAAAAAUCAUUCAAGAUCCAACCGCUAAACAAUUGGAUAAAAGAGCAUCGUUAAUCGCAAUUGGUCAUAUUGGUUCUUCUGUCGAUGGUUAUUCAUUCGUUAAAGAAAGUGAUACAAUCAAACUAUUGAUUGGAAUAGCAGAGAAAUCUCAAUGUUUGGCAUUACGUAGUACUUGUUUCUAUGCUUUGGGUAUGAUUUCAUGUAUUGAAGAAGCUCAACCAAUCUUUAAUUCCUUUGGUUGGGAAUCACCAUCAGAUUUAAACUCUAGAAUCUUGUUACCAAAGGAUUUAAAGAAUUCAACUUUCCUAAGUGUACCACAAUAUCAAUAUCAAGGUAGUUGGGCUGAUCAUUCAUUUGAAACUUUACCAUCAAAUCAUUUCUCUGAUCCAAUUAAAAAUGAAAUCAUUUCUUUUGUUGGUAAUUUAUCUUCACAUAUCACUGCUGAAGGUGCUUCAAAGAAUUUAAAACGUUUAAAAAUCAAAUAUCCUGAUCAUUUUGCAACAAGUGAAAUUUUAAAUGCAGUUUUCAUUUUAUUAAAUACUUUUAAAUAUCGUUUAGGUGCUAGAAGAUUCAUUUAUGAUUUAUUUGAUGUUGCAAUAUUUUCAUCUGAUCCAUAUCAUGAUUUAAAUUAA
Dictyostelium discoideum AX4 is the source of this 3447-nucleotide messenger RNA. It is a transcript of the gene piaA, whose product is annotated as cytosolic regulator of adenylyl cyclase. Gene Ontology annotation, biological process: TOR signaling. The record is from RefSeq and is a predicted model, not a curated record. Lineage: Eukaryota; Evosea; Eumycetozoa; Dictyosteliales; Dictyosteliaceae. The coding region runs from base 1 to 3447 and encodes 1148 amino acids. The transcript is spliced from 4 exons. Gene Ontology annotation, cellular component: cytoplasm; TORC2 complex.